GAUUCAGUUGUCAAUCCCAAGAAAAUGAUUUGCAAUUCUAUCGGCAAUGUGAUCAGUUCCAUAGUCUUUGGACACCGGUUUGAAUAUAACAAUCCAAUGUUUCAACUCAUCCAAAAGGCUGUUGAUGACUACUUCAGUGUUCUCAGCAGUCCUAUAGGAGCGAUGUUUAACAUGUUCCCUCGAAUUGUUUGGUGCUUUCCAGGCAAACAUCAUAGAAUGUUUGCCACCAUAAACCAGGCCAAAGAUUACAUGCGGGCGCAGGCAGAACUUCGUCUUAAGAACCUGGACACCUCUGACCCUCAGGACUUACUCGAAGCAUUCCUAAUUAAAAUGCUUGAGGAGAAAGAUGAUCCCAACACUGAGUUCUGCUAUGACAACAUGGUGAUGACUGCAUGGAACCUGUUUAGUGCUGGAACAGAAACAACAUCUUCCACCUUAAGACAGUCCUUUCUGAUGAUGAUGAAGUACCCUUCUAUUCAAGGGAAAGUUCAGAAGGAGAUAGACGAUGUGAUUGGCUCAAGAGUUCCAACGGUUGAUGACAGAGUGAAAAUGCCCUACACGGAUGCAGUCCUCCAUGAGGUCCAGAGAUUCAUGGACCUCGCCCCCACCUCUGUCCCCCACAAAGUAAUCAGAGACACAGAGUUUCACAACUACCUCAUCCCAGAGGGUACCAUGGUCUUGCCUCUGUUGUCCUCUGUGCUGUGUGAUCCUGAACUGUUUAAGAACCCAGAUGAGUUUGACCCAGAGAACUUCCUGGAUGAAAACGGACGCUUUAAGAAAAAUGAUGGAUUCCUCGCUUUUGGAUUGGGGAAGAGGGCGUGUCUGGGAGAGGCUCUGGCCAGAAUGGAGCUGUUUCUCUUCUUCACCUCCCUGCUGCAGUGCUUCACCUUCAGUGGGACCCAACCCCCAGAGGAGAUCAAUAUCAACCCAGAGUGUGCCAGUUUUGGUCGCAUGCCACGUUCCUAUGAUUGCUACAUCAAAGUCAGGACCGUGGAGUGACCACUUUCCUGUCUGGAGCAGUAUCUGGCUGAAUGUUAGCUGCAUUUUCCUUUUACAUCUUUUCAUUGUAGACGACUCUGGAGGUUGUUUAGGGAAUUGUAUCUUACCAUAAUCUACAGUUACAAUUUCUAAGGUAUGGUUUUAUACUUCUAGGUUAAUUUGCAUUAACCUACACAUUUCACCCAUUUGUAAGAAUGAUUAUCAAAUGGAAAACGUAAAAUAUGGUGGACCAAUUAUAAUAUAUAUUUCUAAAGCAAUGUUAAAUAAAACAUUGUCUGUGUGAUCCUGACAUCCACCUAUAUUCAUAGGUAAAACAUAAUCCAACUAGAUUCAUAAUCGAUACACUGCUUGGACGUUUAUACAUAAAUCUAUUCACGCAAGCUAAGAUUAAUCAGAAUCAACCAAAAGUCAAAGGAAGUGAUGGAGCCCAGAAAGUAGGUCUAUAACUUCUUUAAUUAUUUAGCAACGUUCAAGCUCUGCUAAGUCAUCUCUCCAAACAAUAGCUUUCAUAUUGUUAUCCACCAUGCCUCGAAUGCAUAACUUUUUGUAAGCAGCCAGGUAGGUUGAAAUACAUCUGUUAAAAUGACUUGCUGUCUGAGCGUUCGGCUAUAAAUGCACCCACUACAGGCUGGUUAAAAUCAAUGUUAUGGUACAAAUGCUUCUCACUACACCACCAACAUACAUAAUCACAUGUUUGUCUUUUUGCCGGACCGCGUAAGCCCAAUUUGGAUAUUUUUACUUA
Messenger RNA from Esox lucius (northern pike), 1741 nucleotides. RefSeq names its product cytochrome P450 2M1-like. The transcript is spliced from 6 exons. Gene Ontology annotation, molecular function: oxidoreductase activity, acting on paired donors, with incorporation or reduction of molecular oxygen, reduced flavin or flavoprotein as one donor, and incorporation of one atom of oxygen; iron ion binding; heme binding. The coding region runs from base 25 to 999 and encodes 324 amino acids. Gene Ontology annotation, biological process: xenobiotic metabolic process. The record is from RefSeq and is a predicted model, not a curated record. NCBI's taxonomy places the organism in Eukaryota, Metazoa, Chordata, Actinopteri, Esociformes, Esocidae. Gene Ontology annotation, cellular component: cytoplasm; intracellular membrane-bounded organelle.